Chelmon rostratus (copperband butterflyfish) is the source of this 1494-nucleotide messenger RNA. It is a transcript of the gene stoml1, whose product is annotated as stomatin (EPB72)-like 1. The transcript is spliced from 7 exons. Lineage: Eukaryota; Metazoa; Chordata; Actinopteri; Chaetodontiformes; Chaetodontidae. Bases 161 to 1387 code for a protein of 408 amino acids. Gene Ontology annotation, cellular component: plasma membrane. The record is from RefSeq and is a predicted model, not a curated record.
GUACGCUAGCUAGUUAGCAUAAUUAGCUAAAGCGUCUUGCAUUUCAGUAGCCAUAACUACUUUGUUUACGUCAACCAGGCGGGUUGACGUAAUCAUCAUCUACAGCAGAGACCAAUAUGAACUUGCUUUAAAUAAGAAAUAGCAACUGUUUUACAAAACAAUGUAUAGCAAGUCGUAUCAGCUGCUUCCUCAGAGGGACUCCACAGGUCCGAGGGCUCCUGGCUUGUUUGUGGACACCGGUGGAUUUCCACAGCCCAGCCACCACAGAGGACUUUCAUUUGACAACAUGCCCGAUGUUUCUGAAAACAACUUCACUGAUACCACCCAAGGAUGGCUGUCCUGGAUUUGCAACCUUAUCGUCAUCUUCCUCGUCUACAUCUGUACCUUUAUAAUAUUUCCUAUAUCAGGGUGGUUUGUACUGAAAACGGUGCCAAACUACCAGAGGAUAGUAGUGUUUCGUCUGGGUCGAGUGUGUCCACCAAAGGGCCCUGGUAUUGUCCUCGUGCUACCCCUUAUUGACCAGUGGCAGAGAGUUGAUCUACGCACCCGUGCUUUCAACAUCCCUCCUUGCCAGGUGACUACUCGGGAUGGCGGCGUGUUGUCAGUUGGAGCAGACAUUCAGUUCAGGAUCUGGAACCCUGUCAUGUCAGUAGUAUCAGUCCAGGACCUGAACGCCUCAACCAGGAUGACUGCACAGAAUGCUUUGACCCACAGCCUGGUCAAGAAGACUGUCAGAGAAAUCCAAACCGAGAGAGUUAAACUGGGAGAAUAUCUCGGGAUGGACAUUAAUGAGUUGACUCGGCACUGGGGGCUGGAGGUGGACAGGGUAGAGCUCACCCUGGGUUCAUUACUUAAAGCACCAGAUGAAGGCCCUUCUGGACCCCUCAUCAUGCCUCCCUCUGUGCCUGGACUGGAAGGUCUUACUGGCCCCAUUCAGCAGUUGGCCAUGCACUUUCUGGGCCACAGUAGCAGUUCACAGCAUCAACGAGAGGACAAGAUAACCUUUACAGAUGAGCUCAGCAGUAGCCCUCAGGCAUUUGUGGCCACACCAGGUUCUGUUGAAGAGCUGCUUGGUGGGGUCAAGCUCCUGCUCUCUGAAAAUUUGGUCCGCCAGGUUGGGGCCUGCUUCCAGUUUGAAUUAACCUCAGAAGAUGGACAACAGCACAGUUACUACGUGGAUUUGAGCCAAGGUAGUGGUGCAGCUGGGGCAGGGUCCUUGUGCAGAGAGCCAGAUGUGACACUGAGCAUGAGUGACAGCGACCUUCUGGCCAUGUUCCAGGGCGAGCUACGACCAUUUGCUGCUUACACCAGCGGCAGACUUAAAAUCCAGGGAGAUAUUAAGACUGCUAUGAGGCUGGAGGAACUCAUAAAGCUACUUAAAAAGUAGUGAUCACAGUAACAUUUGUAUAGCUAUUUAUUAAAUCCUUGAUUUUAACUGUAAGUAAAUGGUGUUCAUGUAUGCUCUGAUAACAUUUCUUAUAAACUGAAUUUCUG